Molecule: messenger RNA, 858 nt
Organism: Cordyceps militaris CM01
Lineage: Eukaryota; Fungi; Ascomycota; Sordariomycetes; Hypocreales; Cordycipitaceae
Exons: 2
Coding region: 1-858 (285 amino acids)
Source: RefSeq, a predicted model, not a curated record
AUGGCUGCUCAGAUUACGGACAGCCCCAAGUUUGAGGGAUGGUAUAUUCAUCCCGAUGGCACCACCGAAGCCUUGACCUGCCCCCAAGGCACGUUUACGGGAUCAGGCAAAUUCGCCGCGUGCUGCGGCCAGUCCAAGUGCGCGAUCGCCACAACCUGCAAGGACAACAAGCUGACCUACGACAACUUUGCCAUCGGAUCAUGCCCGGGGUCCGCCGUGUGCCAGACCAUGUCCGUCAUGGCGGCCCCCGGCGCCACGGACGUGACCUCGAGCAUCUUUUGCGCCCAGUACUGGUACGCCAUUGAGGCCUACCGCGACACCGUGCCCGUCACCACGGCCUCGGCAACCACGACGAGCAGCAGCAGCAGCAGCAGCAGCAGCAGCACGUCGGCCUCGACCGGCAGCACCCCGACGAGCAACACGGCCAGCUCGACGACGGAUCCGAGCAGCAGCACCUCACCGCUGGGCACCACGGCCCCGACACGACCAGCUGCCUCGCCCGACCCAUCCACCGGAGGCAGCGCCAGCAAGGCCUGGAUUGCCGGCGCCGUCGUGGGGGCGCUCGCGGCGCUUGCGCUGCUCGCGUUCGCCAUCUGGUUCCUGCGCCGGCGCGCGCAGAAGAAGAGGCUGGCCGCGGCGGCCAACGCGCCCCAGGAAAUCGGCGGCUACGAGCGGCCCGCUGACGGCAACUGGCAGAACAAGCAGUACUUUGGCGCCUCGCAUCCCAAGUCGGAAUCCACCUCGGCGGGCUACUAUGCGCCCGUGCAGCAGAACCAGGUGCAUGAGCUCCCCGGUGGCGAGCAGGUCGGGCAGGUCGGGCAGAGCGAGCCGAGGGUCCAGGGCGAGCAGAGGGGGUGA